Messenger RNA from Naegleria fowleri, 339 nucleotides. RefSeq lists its product as uncharacterized. The record is from RefSeq and is a predicted model, not a curated record. The coding region runs from base 1 to 339 and encodes 112 amino acids. The transcript has a single exon. NCBI's taxonomy places the organism in Eukaryota, Heterolobosea, Eutetramitea, Acrasida, Naegleriidae.
AUGGAGAAGGAAUAUCAUGCUGAGGUUGAGGCAGUGAAGAAGGAGCUCAGAGAAUUAAAGGAAGACAUGGACAACCUUAAAGUUGUCAAUACUCUUUCUAAGGCUUUCGCUAAGUUGGCAAGAAAAUUAUUGGAUCUUCUCAAGAUUGAAAAACUAGAGCCAGAACCAGGCUUGAAAUGGUGGGAGAUUGUGUUACAAAAGUAUUUUCCGAGCAAUAUGGAUGUAGCUUUUGAAAUUUCUAAAUCCGACCUCAAAGACGUUUGGGAGAAUUUUUCCAAGAGGACCAGAAGAAUCGAGGUUGCUCAUUCCACAAGCAAUGAAGUAACUUUAUGCGACUAG